ACGACUCAUACUCAAGCAUUAUCUUAUCUUCCAUCUUCUGGUUAUGGUGAAGGUCCAAAUAAAGGACGAUGUAGGGAGAAAAGGGAGGAUUUAAGGGGUGGUCUCUUGGUUCCGUUCCGCAGUGUACCACGUGACGGGUAUUGACCAAUCAGGGGGCGCGCUUUGUGACCGCCGCCAAGAUCAUACCGCCGCUCGCCUCGGGAACACUGUGGGGACCAACUCCAAUUUCUCCCCCAGGACGGUCUUAAACGCCCCUCCAUGACACUCCCAAGUAAAUGAAUGUAUGCGAUAUACCAUCACCGCCCCGCUAUUCCAAAAUGUAGGCCGCAAGAGGCACACCAAGCGGCCGAAAAGGGAGUGAACAGCUCGCCAUUUUAGGAAGCUGCAGUCGGUGGGCUGUUUGUUGUUGUUUUUCUGUGUCCGGUUUUUGGUACUGUGGAGGCGUCUUUUGGGCAACUGAAACUCUUGCCGGAUACUGUGACGCCUGUAGCAGGUCAAGAUGGCUCAGAACCAGCAGAAUAUCACCACAUUGCUCAUUCCUGACCCGAAUGGAUAUCCUUUGUCACCACACACCUGCCCACCUCUGGCUACCCACUGGAGGACAGCCACAGAUGAUCAAGUUAAUGGGUAACAAGGGUGGGCACUUGCCUGUCCAGCUGGCUGGAGGGGGUGCUAGUGGUUCUGGAACCAAUGUCAAGGCUACAUUUGUCAAAACUUCAGGUGACCAGAACCAGACUGUACUGCAGACCAGCAAAUUACCUAGUGGUCAGAUUAUUGCCAUACCAACAAAGCAAGGCCAGCUCAGUACCCAGAAUAUGCGUGGAAAUCAAGUAGUGUUACCAGUCAGCAGCACACAACUCAAGUCACCAUUAAGAACUUUGGACCAACAACAUCCAGUAGUUGCCAGUAGAUCAUCUCUCACUACCUCUCCAGUUGUCAUUCGUACACAGACAGGUUCCCUUACUUCCACUCCUGUAACUUUACAGACACAGCAGGUGGGGCAGCCUCAGGUUAGGCAUCAUCAAGCUCAGCAGACACAGCAGCAACAGUCACAUCAACAGCAUCAGCAGCAGAAUACCAGCCAAGUCAUAAACAGCACACCUCCCAAGAGUCUCAUCACAACGCCAAUCUUAGAUCACAGUGGUGCUCGGAAACGACACGACUUCGACUUCGAUUAUGGAGUUGAAAACAAACGAAGGAAGAGUGAGAAGGGAGGUAAAGGCCUACGUCACUUUUCCAUGAAGGUUUGUGAGAAAGUUAAAGCUAAAGGCACGACUUCCUACAAUGAAGUUGCAGAUGAGUUGGUGUCAGAGUUCACGGAUCCCACGCGCUGUGCUUCACCGUCUGAUGGUGCUAACUAUGACCAGAAGAACAUUCGGCGGCGAGUUUAUGAUGCUUUGAAUGUUUUGAUGGCCAUGAACAUUAUCAGCAAAGAAAAGAAAGAGAUAAGAUGGUUAGGAUUGCCCACAAAUUCAGCUCAAGAAUGUCGGAAACUGGAACAGGAAAGAUAUAAAAGAGUAGAACGAAUAAAACUCAAAACACAACAGCUUCAAGAUCUCAUAAUACAACAAAUUGCCUUCAAAAACCUGGUUGAACGAAAUCGAACUGAAGAACGGAUACAGGGAGCACCUUCGCCAAACUCAGCCAUCCAGUUACCAUUUAUCAUCGUUAACACUAACAAGAAAACCGUUAUUGAGUGUUCUAUUUCCAAUGACAAAACUGAAUAUCUUUUCGACUUCGAAGAUAGAUUUGAAAUCCAUGAUGACAUUGAAGUUUUGAAACGAAUGGGCAUGGCUUUAGGUCUCGACAAAGCUCAGUGCUCAGAAGUGGACCUAGAGAGAGCAAAGGCAUUGGUACCGAAGGCUUUGGAAAGCUACGUAAUAGAUUUAGCGGAGGGUAACCAUGAACCGAAGCUCAAUCUGCGAGAAGAUUUUACUGUGCUGGGCUCAGAGGGCUUUGCAGAAGAGGACCUAGAAGUGGGUGCCAUGACACGGACAGGUACUACAAGUUCUAGUAACACACUUGGAGCCAUAUCCCGCCACUCCUCACUCAUCUCCCUCCAGAAUGAACAUCGAGGAGACUCUGCUUCGCCGUCUUCCUUUGGUGAUGAGGAAGAUGAAGACAUGUUGGAUGACUCUGAUGUGGACAUUAGUUAGUGAUGCAAAUGGCUUAGGAGAGGUGACUUUAUGUUGGCAAACCUGUGAAACAUGAGGAAGGAUUUUUAUUUUGAGUAUUGUGAAGCAUGGUGUUGCAGUGUUGUUUGGAGGUUGAUAGUGUAAGAAAAUUUGUGGAGUGUAUGGUGUUGGAGCAGUCAUGUAGCAUGCAUCUUAUGGCCUGUGAAAAGUUAGCACAGGUUAACUGGUGAUAAGUGUACAUCCAGUGAUUGAUAAAAGGAAUUAUCUGAAGCUUCUUUUAUUAAACUGGAAGGGAAGUGGGAUGUGGUUGAAGCUGGAAAGUUUUCAUACAAAUUACUCGAGCAUUUUUAAGCGUGGAAAGUGAUAUCAGUGUGGAGUACAAGUAAGGAGUUGGCCCUUGAAUGUUAAUAUUGAAAAGAUAGAAGUGCUUUAUUUUCCUGAAAGUAAACACAUUGGGAAAGAGAAGAAAUGGGAGUAUACUAAGUGGGAUUUGUAAUACUUGUAUAUGAGGGAGGGCCAUUUCAGCCUUGGGAUUUAGUACAAAGUAAAGUACAAUUUGUACUAUUGCAUCUCUAGUGGCAUAGGCAUUUCUUUGACUGGACUGUUUAUAUGCAAUCUUUAUUUGAAAUGUCACUUCUUUUAUAUCCAGAAUUAUUUAUGAGUUUUACAGAUCUUUCUGCUGUGGGAGACUGGCAAGACUUGAAUUUAUUGUGAAGUACUGUACUAAAACUUUUAUGAAUUUUUCUGAAAUUUAUUGAAUUAAUGUAUGUAUACAUACUCAAUUAAGUUUUGACCAUGCUCUCGAAGUGGAAAGGCUUGAAUCACAAAUGAUAAGAUUUUUUCCAGUGAUAAGGUAAAUGUCCUUGCCUGCCAGCUUAUUGGUGGAAUACAUUAUAUGCCAUUUAGGGAUAUAUAGGUAUGUUUGCAUCACCAAUAAUGUCAUUUCACAUCUUACAAAGUGAGUUUAUUUUUUAUGAGAAAUAUAUGUGCAACAGAAGCUUAUAACCUAGUGUGAAAAAUGUGUACAUAAGACUGCUCAUACAGCCGUAAUUAAUGCUAAAACUGUCUUCACAUAUGCAUGUAAGUGGCAAGGGUAGAUGGUCCUUGUUAAUCAGUAUGUAUGCUAUUGUGUGUAUUAUUAACUUCUAAUUCUGGAACUGCUAAAACCUAGUAAAUGAGGAUCUUCAACCCUACCCUUGUCACAGGCACCCCACCCCACCACUUUUUUGUGAUUUCAUUAAACCACAUAAUGGUCUCAAUACAAUCAUUACAAAAUUGUGAAUAGUACAAAUUGUUUAGAUUGAGGUGUUGAUAUUCCUCUCAUUCCCAGAUAAACUUAGAGGGAAAUGAUGCCUGCCUACCACAGUAGAGUGAGUGUGGAAUGAGUCUGUCUUAACAGUUAUUGGUUGCCUGAUUAAUAUUGUUACAUUGUACUCAUUCUUAUUGAUAGCCUGUGGCAUGACAAUGAAAAUAGAAAUGAAGGGGCAUUUAAUGUUUAUAGGUAAAGUUGUUGUCUUAGGUAGUAAUGCAAAGUAAUUUCUUGUUCUAUGCAUACCCCAUAAUGUUGAUUUAUAUUACGGACUAAUAAUUUUGAAAAUUUUUAUUUAAUAUACCAUGUAUCAAAUCAAAUUGAGAAAUUUGGGGCAAAGGAAAAAGAUUAUUGAUGAAAUUGAGAGUUAAAGAUUAAUUACUAUAUAUUUUUUAUAUCAGCCUUUACCAAGAAAUGUUAGCUACAAUUUAAAACCAAAGUUAUGAAUGGAAACGUUCAGUGUUAAAGGAUGGAAGCAUGUUUAUGAAUUACAUUUCAGUAUAAAAUACAGAACUACAAAUUCAAUGGAUUAAAGUUUCUUAUUCUCCAUCUGAAUGAGAUAAACCUGUCCGGUGUAGAUGAAUAUGAAUAAAGACAUGAACACUGAUUUCUGCCAAUCUUCAAAAAUUCAAGAUGGAAGGAAAUAAAUGUGUGGAAAUGGUGAGAGUGCUAUGUAGACAUUAGUUUCUGCACUGAGGGGUCCCUGUUCUUUUGUCUUCACACAGACCUUAAGGAUCACAUUGUAAAAUGUUGGAAUAGAUUUUUUUGAGUAA
This is a messenger RNA of Portunus trituberculatus (swimming crab), 4217 nucleotides long. It is a transcript of the gene Dp, whose product is annotated as transcription factor Dp-1-like. The record is from RefSeq and is a predicted model, not a curated record. Bases 549 to 2156 code for a protein of 535 amino acids. Gene Ontology annotation, biological process: regulation of transcription by RNA polymerase II; regulation of cell cycle. Gene Ontology annotation, cellular component: transcription regulator complex; nucleus. The transcript has 12 exons. Lineage: Eukaryota; Metazoa; Arthropoda; Malacostraca; Decapoda; Portunidae. Gene Ontology annotation, molecular function: RNA polymerase II transcription regulatory region sequence-specific DNA binding; DNA-binding transcription factor activity, RNA polymerase II-specific.